Messenger RNA from Trifolium pratense (red clover), 1393 nucleotides. RefSeq names its product 50S ribosomal protein L15. The coding region runs from base 273 to 1115 and encodes 280 amino acids. NCBI's taxonomy places the organism in Eukaryota, Viridiplantae, Streptophyta, Magnoliopsida, Fabales, Fabaceae. Gene Ontology annotation, molecular function: structural constituent of ribosome. Gene Ontology annotation, biological process: translation. The record is from RefSeq and is a predicted model, not a curated record. The transcript has 5 exons. Gene Ontology annotation, cellular component: mitochondrial large ribosomal subunit.
AAUAAAUUAAAAUGAGGGUUUAGAAAUGGUGUUGUUACCUUUAUCGCACUCACGUAACUGUCUCACUCUCGCCACCACCACAUUCCCCACCGCGCCGUCUAACACUCUCUUCCACCUCUCUGCACCGCCACCAACCACCACGCCAUCCCAAAAGCUCGGCGUCCACAACAUUUCCGAAAACCACCUCUCGUGAUUUUUAAUUGGUUUGAAGCUGUUACCAUCUGGAAGUAACACUUCCUAGUUUGUUGGUGAAAGAUUAGAGUAGAAGAAAAAUGUUAAGGAGAAGGCUUUCUGUUCUCUCGACUUCAAUCAUCAGAAGUUCGAUUCACAACAAUUCCGUUCUCGGACACCCGUCUGUCCAAUUUCACCCCCCGCAGCUCCCUCACACUCUCAACGUUCGUGGAACAUUUAAUCCCAAUGCACACCCAGCUUUUCAAGGGUUUAGAGCUUAUAGUCUUCUGAGCUUGAAUGAUCUAAGAGGUAAGGUUCCCCGAAAACAGAAGACAAGGAAAGGUCGCGGGAUUGGGUCUGGAAAGGGGAAGACUGCUGGGAGGGGUCACAAGGGCCAGAAUGCCAGAAAAGGUUCUAAGUUGGGGUUUGAAGGAGGCCAAACCCCUCUUCGUCGUAGGAUGCCUAAACGUGGCUUCAAGAACCCAUUUAGCCUCACAUUUCAGCCAAUAGGUUUGGGAAAAAUUGCAACGUUUAUCAACGCAGGCAAGAUAGAUUCUUCUGAAUUGAUCACAAUGAAAACACUCAAGGAUGCAGGGGUACUCGGGAAACAAAUUAAAGAUGGAGUAAGAUUGAUGGGGCGUGGUUCUGAGAAGAUCCUAUGGCCAAUUCAUCUAGAGGUAACAAGAGUCACCGUUAGGGCCAAGGAAGCAGUUGAAGCAGCUGGUGGGUCUGUCAGAAGGGUGUAUUACAAUAAGCUAGGCUUUCGGGCACUGUUGAAGCCUGAGUGGUUUGACAAGAAAGGACGAUUGUUGCCUAGAGCAGCUAGACCUCCACCAAAGCAACAGGAUAAGGUUGAUAGCAUUGGACGGCUUCCUGCCCCGAGGAAGCCAAUUCCAUUUUUAAUUGAAGAAAGCAAGGAUCUUCCAGUAAACCAGCUCAGUUAAAUAACUAACAUGUUUAGUACCCUUUUUCCGGAAUUUGUAUUUUUUGUAAGCAGUUUGCUCAAAAGGUUUUUAUGCAGUCUCUCGGUAUGUCCUGAUAGUUCAUUCCUAAUAGAUAAAUUAAUUUCAUUUGGAGCAAAUGAAAUGAGGAAAUGUUUUUCGUGUAAUUUCUUUUUAAGAAACUGAUGUUGGUCACUCAGCUGAACAGAACUAUAUUUUGUGUGUGCUGAGAGUAUGAUGUUGGUCUCUUCAAUAAUAGAAAGUUGCUAGAACUAUUUCAA